AUGGAGCGAAAAGAUCCUUCGAGCAAUUGGAAAAAGCUUCAGCAGACUCUGAAAUCCAGCAAUACUACGACUGGUAAGAGUUCAGCCACGAAAAAACAGACAGCAACUGGUAGCUCAGUAUACAAUGGUGGUGUGAGGAGGAAACUACCAUUAUCCUCCAAAACUUUUACCAAAACUAAGGGGGACACCUAUCGUGGACACGAAUCUAAGCGGCGGAAGACCAUGUCCACAGUUACGGCGGCUACUGAUGAAGAUAAUGCAGCGAAAGCGCUUUCAGGUCAACAAUCAUCUGACAAGGACCUAGUGAAUAUAGGCCUCUCUUCUGAUGUCGAAGUGGGAAAAUACGUUGCGAUAGACUGCGAGAUGGUUGGUGUAGGACCAGACCCUGAUAGAGACUCGGCUCUCGCCCGCGUCAGUAUUGUGAAUUAUAAUGGUGAUCAAGUCUACGAUUCAUACGUCCGACCUAAAGAAAUGGUUACCGAUUGGCGCUCGGCGAUAAGCGGCAUCCUCCCAAAACAUAUGGCUGAGGCGCGAUCGCUGGAGACUGUCCAGCAGGACGUGGCCAAAUUACUCGAUGGGCGUAUCCUCAUCGGCCACGCUGUAAGAAACGAUCUGGAAGCCUUGUUACUCAGUCACUCAAAACGGGAUAUUAGAGAUACCAGUCGAUACCCGCCAUACCGGAAGUUGGCAGGGGGUGGAUCACCAAAGUUGAAGAUUCUAGCUUCGGAGUUGUUAGGGUUGGAGAUACAAGGCAGUGCACACUCGAGUGUUGAAGAUGCGAGGGCUACAAUGAUGCUUUUCCGUAGGGACAAAGAUGGUUUUGAGAAGGAACAUGCGAAGAGGUGGCCUGCUCGGCCGGCUCUUGUAGAUGGUGGAUCUGGAGAACAGAAGAAGAAAAAGAAGCCCAAGAAGAAGAAAAAGUGA
Molecule: messenger RNA, 924 nt
Organism: Trichophyton verrucosum HKI 0517
Lineage: Eukaryota; Fungi; Ascomycota; Eurotiomycetes; Onygenales; Arthrodermataceae
Product: RNA exonuclease, putative
Exons: 2
Coding region: 1-924 (307 amino acids)
Biological process (GO): ribosomal large subunit assembly; rRNA processing
Cellular component (GO): nucleus
Molecular function (GO): 3'-5' exonuclease activity; nucleic acid binding
Source: RefSeq, a predicted model, not a curated record